Peronospora belbahrii is the source of this 417-nucleotide messenger RNA. The record is from the annotation of a GenBank genome assembly. Lineage: Eukaryota; Oomycota; Peronosporomycetes; Peronosporales; Peronosporaceae.
AUGUCGGCUGAGGAAGUUGUAGCAGAAGUUGAAGUACCCAAGGAAUUGGGAGAAAUGGAUGCACUUAAGGAGGUACUUAAGAAGGCGCUUAUUCAUGAUGGUUUGAAACGUGGUCUUCAUGAAGCUGCCAAGGCUCUGGAUUCGCGUCGUGCGCGUCUUUGUUGUCUAGCUCAAGACUGCGAUGAACCUAGCUACAGUAAGCUAGUGCGUGCUCUAUGUGAAGAGCAUGGUGUGAACCUUAUUUUGGUGCCCUCAGGAAAGCAGCUUGGUGAGUGGUGUGGUCUUUGUAAGAUUGAUGCUUUGGGUGAAGCCCGUAAGGUUGUAUCCACGUCAUGCGCUGUCAUUACGGACUUUGGUGAGGAGACUCAUGCAUUGAAUGUACUGCUGGAUUACCUUAAGCGUCAAGGAGAGAAUUGA